AUGGCCAGCACUAGUGAUGACAUCCGAAGAGCCGAAUUACACAAAACUAAAGGCAAUACCUAUUUCAGCAAAAAAGAUUACGAAAACGCUAUAAGAGAGUAUACUGCAGCUCUUACUCAAAAUCCUAGGAAUGCAGUUUAUUAUACAAACCGAGCAUUAUGCUAUUUAAAAUUAAAAAAAUAUGAUAAUGUCAUAGAAGAUUGUAAAGAGGCUAUAAAUCAAGAUGGAAACUCAGUAAAAGGACAUUAUAUGCUAGGCCAAGCUUUAACCGAAAAGGGCGAGUUUAAGUCAUCAAUCUCUAACCUACAGAAAGCAUACGAACUAUCAUUAUUAGAAAAAUCAUCCUUUUCAGCAGAAAUUGUCCAGGCUUUGCUUAAUGCCCGGAAAAAGAAUUGGGAAAUAGAGGAACGAAAACGUAUUCAACAAGAAUCAGAAUUACUGAGAUAUGUCAAAAACUUAAUCAACACUGAACGUGAUAAACAACUUCAGAAAGUUUCACCAAAGAAUACGUUUUCCAAAUGGGUCAAUUCUCAUCCGCCUGACAUUCAAGAGAAAAUUGAUCAAAUUAACAAAGCACACGAUGAAAGACUUUCACAAAUAGAACAAGUUUUUAUCCAGUCAGAUGAAAAUCUACGACCAAGAGAAGUACCGGAAUAUUUUCUUGAUAAAAUAUCAUUUGAAAUUAUGCAUGAUCCUGUUAUUACACCAUCAGGAAUUACUUAUGAACGCGCACAUUUGAAAGAACAUUUCAAAAAGAUUGGACAUUUUGACCCUCUAUCUAGACGGGAAUGUCGCGAAAACGAUUUGUAUCCAAAUUUGGCAUUGAAAGAAGAGAUCGAAGAUUUUCUAAGUAAAAAUGGUUGGGCAGCAGACUAUUAG
Messenger RNA from Diversispora eburnea, 879 nucleotides. Lineage: Eukaryota; Fungi; Glomeromycota; Glomeromycetes; Diversisporales; Diversisporaceae. The record is from the annotation of a GenBank genome assembly.